Messenger RNA from Leucoraja erinaceus (little skate), 4379 nucleotides. RefSeq names its product RERG/RAS-like a (gene rergla). The coding region runs from base 1121 to 1723 and encodes 200 amino acids. The transcript is spliced from 5 exons. Gene Ontology annotation, molecular function: GTPase activity; GTP binding. The record is from RefSeq and is a predicted model, not a curated record. NCBI's taxonomy places the organism in Eukaryota, Metazoa, Chordata, Chondrichthyes, Rajiformes, Rajidae.
ACGUGUCCAAAGACAGGCAGCUCGAUUUGUUACUAACACCUAUGAGAGAGAAGCGAGUGUUACCAAACUUCUGAAUUCUCUGGGGUAGAACCCUCUCCAAGACAGACGUGAAGCUCACCGUUUGACCUGUUUUUACAAAAUUUUUAAAUGGUCAGCUCGAUAUAGAUUACAAGACCUAUACCAAACCCAAACCAAUUAGGAGCAGACGAGGGCAUUUGAUCCAAUUUGUGAUUCCAGCUACCAAGAUAGAUGUGUACAGCAAUGCGUUCUUCCCCCGCACAAUUAAAGCAUGGAAUAAUCUUCACCCUACCAUAGUUACACAACCAGAUGCAACUAAAUUUAAGGUAGCUCUUUCUUCCCAAAAACCCUUUCUGGCUUAAGUCUGCCCUCCACCACCUCCAGUGUAAAUUCCAUUUGGAAUAUUUUGGAGGACCAAGAAACCAAGAAACCAAGAAACCACACCAGCGUUUUGUUUUUAUAUCCCCACGUGUUACUGUCAAUCGCCUUAUUUUCUUUAUCCAGCCCAGGAUUCAUUCAGCACAAAUUCAGUGAUCAUUCAGAGUGAUCUGCAAUUUCUUUACAUAUUUCACUUCAUAUUUAUUAAUAAAAAAAUGAAUUUGAAUCGAUCGAAAGAUACUGCAGUGCCAGUGAUAAUGCUGAGUGAUCUGCAGUUCCUUUGUAUAAUUCUGUGUUUAUUUAAGAAAAACUUUGAAUUAAUUGGAAGGUACAGCAGUGUCAGUGAUAAUUUAGAUCUGAAAUGUCUUUAUAUGUUCUUUUAUUUUAAGAAAAGUCUCUGAAUUGAUUGAAAGAUACUGCAUGGAAAAAGUCUUAUCUCUGAUUAUUUUUGGUUCCUUUAUUUUGUUUCCAUUGCAGAUGCAGAAGUUAGGAUCUAUCCAGCCCCUCAAGGGAAUGCAAAGAUGCAAGAUUUUCAAAUGCAAUAAAGUAGGUCGCAGCCCCGGGAGAGAUGAUCGACAGGCGCAUGUGACGCAAGGCGGUGCGCUCCCUCAAAAGGGUCUGGCGUACAUGCAUGCGGUGGCUCUGUCCAUGCAGAGAGAGCGCUAAUGUGUAAGAGCUCCCUGCAAGCGAUUCAAGGCUGACUGCAACUCACAGCGUCGGAAGCAUGAAUGAGAUCAAACUCGCUGUGUUGGGAUCAGAAGGGGUCGGGAAGUCAGCGCUAAUCGUGCGUUUCCUAACCAAGCGUUUUAUUGGCGAGUAUGCGUCCAAUUCAGAGUGCAUCUACAAAAAGCGUUUAUCUGUGGAUGGACGGCAAAUUAAUUUAGAAAUAUUUGAUCCAUGUUCCCAAAAUUUAGAGAAUAAGUCGUUACUAAAUGAUCAGGUGAACUGGGCUGACGGGUUUGUUGUGGUGUAUGAUAUUGGUGACCGAACCUCCUUUAUCUCAGCAAGAACUCUCAUUAAACAACUACGAGAAACGAACAGUGAAAUUUACAAAAGAGAUGUUACGUCAGUGAUAGUUUUGGUUGGCAAUAAGCAAGACCUGUGUCACGUGAGAGAGGUGAGGAAGGAAGAAGGAAUGCUCUUCGCCGGAGAAAACAAAUGCCACUUUAGCGAGCUGUCGGCAGCUGAAGAUCGGCAGGAGGUCGGGACGAUGUUUUCAAAGGCCAUCAGGAACGCAAGUGGGAAUCGCAGGAGGAGACCCAGUGGCUCAAAGUCGAUGGCCAAGCUCAUCAACAAUGUGUUCGGUAAAAGAAGAAAGUCCGUGUAGCUCCACGUAAACCACCUUGUUGAUUAUGUGUCGGAAAGAACUGCGGAUGCUGGUUUAAACCGAAGAUACACACAAAAAGCUGGAGUGAUUCAGCGGGUCAGAUAGCAUCUCUGGAGACAAGGAAUAGGUGACGUUUCGGGUCGAGUCCCUUCUUCAGAUUUCUUCUUCUGAAGAAGAAGUGUCUCAACCCGAAACGUCACCUACUCCUUUUCUCCAGAGAUGCUGUCUGACCCGUUGAGUUACUCCAGCUUUUGUGUCAACCUUGUUGCUUAUGUUGGGACAAGUGUACAGCCUGCAAUAAUACCUGGUGACUCCAACCUUUCUGAUCAUUCUACAUCAACAGAGAAGUCAAUACUCUUACUGUAAAUAGCUCUAAGCUUCCCCCCAGUCUAGUUUCAGUCAAAAAUCACUGAGUCAAGCAUCUAAACUAUAUUUUGGCAAAACACAAUUGCAGUUCCACUACUAUACCUAACCACCACAGGUUUGAUCCUUGUGUCUGCCUGAUCAAGCCCUCUUUAGCCUUGCUCAAGCAGAGACACUCCAGAAGGUCACGUAGUCCUAAGCAUUCUCCCAGAUGAUCGACACAGGACCUCGUGUGAGCAGUCUUUUAUAGGUGCCCGAACCACAUAGGGGUUGUCUCUUUACUGUUCAAUAACAGAUAUCGAUUAACCCAGUACAUGAUAAACUUUCCCAAACCCAAUAAUACAGUGACUAAUACAAUGUAUUCAAACGAUGUUUCUGAAAGGAAGCAAACAUCGCAACAUGUGCCUUGACAUUCAAGAAAACCAGACAAGGCUCAAUAAUUAAUCCAAUCAACAUCUAGCAAACUAAAGCUUUCCAACAUUACAUACAAUGUGUAUGUCUGGUUUGCAUUCAACCAAUCCAUUCCAUGCAAUUUGCACCUAAUUGUCAGGAUCUGCAGAUGUUUCAUUCUCUUCCUGCAGUUCUUAUCUAGGCUCUAGACAAAGUGGCACUAAUCUACAGCUUGUCCUAUUUCUGCAGAAGGCAUAUUUAAAUUGACCAAAUGGCCUAGCAGCCCAGAAGCCCUUACUCAGUUUUGGUGUCCGGGCCUCUGCAAUUUGGCCAGCAUUAACAUUACUUGAUGUCUCUUUUUAGAUGAAGAGUUUGUGCUUUAUUCCUUGGAGCGCAGGGUGUUUUAUAGAGGUGUAUGAAAUCAUGAGGGGAAUAAAUAGGGUGAAUUCACAGUCCUUUACCCAGAGAAGGGGAAUCAAGAACCAGAGGACAUAGGUUUAAGAUGAGGGGAAAGAUUUAUUAAGAACCUGAGGGGCAACCUUUUCACUGUGAGGGUGGUGGGUAUAUGGAACAAGCUCUCACGGGAGGUAGUUCUGGCAGGUACUAUAACAACAUUCAUUAUAGAAAUAUGCCGUAUGUUUAAACUAAACUAAAUAUUUAAAAGACACUUGGAUAGGUAUAACAUUUAGAUGGAUAUGGGCCAAGCUGGGAAGAUGGGACUAGUGUAUAUGGGGCAUCUUGGUCUGCCUGCCGAGUUUGGCCGUAGGGCUCUAAACAGAAGGAUUGGUCUGAUUGGCAUUCCUGACCUACAUCUGUGAGGAGAGAAUAAUGGAGCCUUAAAACUGGUUUAAUGAAGAGCUGUGUGGGAAGGAACUGCAGAUGCUGGUUUACACCAACAAUAGACACAAAAUGCUGGAGUAACUCAGUGGAACAGGCAGCAUCUCUGGAACGAAGGAAUGGGAAACGUCACCCAUUCCUUCUCUACAGAGAUGCUGCCUGUCUCGUUGUGCUACUCCAGCAUUUUGUGUCUAUCUUAAAUGAGCUGUUGCUCAUUGGUCUAUCCCACCUCCUACCCCAGGAGUCACUAUAACAUAGACUAGAACAGGAACAGGCCCUUCUACCCAUAUCUUUGCCGAACGUGAUGCUGAGUCCACCUCUUCGCUGCCUGCAUUUGAUCCAUAUCCCUCCAUUCCCUACAUAUCCACUGCCUAUCCAAAACUGUCAUAAACACCACCAUCGUAUGUGCCUCCACCACCAUCACUGCCAGUGUGUUCCAGGCACCCUCCACUUUAAACGUUGCCCCUCUCAACUUAAAGCUAUACCCUCUUGUAUGUUAUAUUUCAAUUCUGGGAAAUGGUACUGUUGGGCCUGUCCCACUUAGGCGACUACAGGCUUUCGGAGACAGUGGCGACAAUUUGGGCUGUGGUAGGUUGUCGCCAGGUAACGUAGCUGGUCGCUGGUGCUGAGUUCAGUGAAUUCCAUUGUCCUAGUCAUUGGCAGUCUUCUAAAAAAUGUACCUAAGUGGGACAGGCCCUUUACUAUCUACCCUAUCUACGCUGCUCAUAAUUUUAUAUACUUCUAUCGGGUCUCCCCUCAACCUCCGGCAUUCCAGAGAAAACAACCUCUCCCUGUAGCUAAUACCCUCCAAUCCAGUCAUCAUUCUGGUAAACCACAUCUGUACCCUCUCCAAUGGGUCCACAUCCUUCCUGUAAUGGAGUGACCAGAAAUGAUUUUAAAAAGUGACUGUCUGUGAUAUUCUGAUAUAUCAUCUUUUAAACAUAUUGAUAUUAUUGUUUCAAGUCGAAUUGUGCAGUCAGAUCUGAUUGUCAUAUAUUUUGAUAUCUAUUUAAGUAAUAUUGUGGCAGAGAUUACCUGUGAAUAUUAAAGGUUGAUCUGUCUGAAA